AUGGAACGUACAACAGAAAAGUCUUGCAAAUAUAUUUACAAAAUUGUUAUUGCAGGAGAUCAAAAAUCAGGAAAAAGUACGUUAUUUUCAAGAUUCACUAACUCCCCCACUCUGUGAGCGAACAAAAAACCAUUAGAAAAAUCCCUAAUUUUUGCCCAAAAACCUACCAUUUGUGAGCGAACAAAAAUUUUUUUUAUGGGAAAAAAUUUUGAUAUAUAAGUGGUAAAUAUUAUCUUGAAAAUUCGAGCUAAUUCUGUUUAAUUUUAAACAAAUUGCGUUUUAAAACAUAAAUUUUACAAAUUAAAUUAAUAUUUGCCUUCCUAUUUUUGAGAAGUGGAUUUUUUUAAAUUUCAAAAAAAUUGUUUCUUAAAAAAAAUUAACCCCCCUCCAUGAGCGAAAAAAAUUUUUUUAUUCGCUCACUGACGGGGGAUUAAGCACAAAUCGAAAUUUAAAGAGCCUCAAAGUGGAGUAAAAUUUGAAAAUUGCAACUUUCACAUGUCAUCAGGCGAAAACAUCAAAUUUCAGCUUUGAGAUAUUAUUGGAUUUAAGCAGUACCGGUCCAUAAUAAAGUCUCAUUUCCGAAGAGCUGUUGGCGCUUUCAUAGUUUACGAUAUAACCAGCGAGAAUUCUUUUAACAGCGCAAAAUCAUGGCUAGAAGAUCUCAGAAUCGCAGAACCAGAUAUCAUUAUAUGCCUGUUUGCCAAGAAUAGCCCACUAAGGAGCAAAUUUUGGUCAUUCUAAAAUUUGGUUUAGCCAGAAAAUAUGGCAUGCCAACGAAUUUGGAAAGCCAGCUAUUGUCUGACCAACCAAAAAAAAUGCUCCUUAGUGGGCUAUUCUUGGUAAAUAAGUAUAUCAAUUAUUGGAAAUAAAAUCGAUAAAGACCCUUCAUUAAGAAAAAUAAGUUUUGAGCAAGGACGAACUUUUGCUCAAGAAAAUGAUGCUAUUUUUGCAGAAACUUCUGCAAGGGAUAACUUAGGCGUAAAUGAGGCAUUUGAAAGGUUAUUUAAAAGAGUUUAUGAUGUGAAAGUAGAAAUUAUAAAAAAUGAUGUCGAGAUGAGUGACCAAAGCUCUUUAAUUAGUGAGCAGAUAAAAAUCGAGAAAAAUACAAUAACCAAAAAUUUUUGUUGUCAUUAA
This is a messenger RNA of Blepharisma stoltei, 1134 nucleotides long. The record is from the annotation of a GenBank genome assembly. NCBI's taxonomy places the organism in Eukaryota, Ciliophora, Heterotrichea, Heterotrichida, Blepharismidae.